AUGAGAGCAGGAAACACUUCUAUCAUUUAUAGUCAUCUGGGCAGGAGAAUCUGAAGAAAACACCUGAGAAAUCUUUGAGCGGUGUUCAUUUUCAGGAGUUUCAUCUCGAAAAUGACUUCCUGCACUAUAAUGUUUUUGAGACCGCACACUUGGUGAUGAAUUAAUAUUAAUGUUAGAAACAUCAGCAGACACAAAAGUUGACGGUUUUGCCUUGUAGACAUCAUCCUUCGCAUCCGUGUGCGUAGAAAUUAAACUUUCCUGCAAAUUAACAUGGAGCCAAUGUCAACAAAUUUCACAAUUAGAUAGCUAGUCAAAUGCUUAGAGAAUUUCUACAACAAGAUUGCAAUGGAAAAUGUUAAUUAUGGCUGUAGAAAGAAAUUCCACGAAGAAGGUAGUGGGAAAAAACCAAAAGACUGGCCAAGGGUCACGUUUUACAAACAGAGGGAAUCAAACAAGAGGGAACAAUUUUGCCAGAUGAUGAUUUGACACACAGGAAUGGAAAAGGAAGGUAAGGUUGUACAGCAUGCCAGUAUACUGUAAGGAAGAAUUACAGUAACAGCACGAUGAAUUUAGCAUGCAUAUGGUUCGUUCUCCAAGAAUUUCAGAGAAGAUGAAGGAUCUAAAUUCAGGCUCAGCAUACUAAUUGAGAACAUAUAUCAUAUACCUGAGACAAUUAGCAUCCUAAAGGAAAGGAAAAUAAUGGCAAAGUCAAUAAGCAUAAACUAAUCAUGACUGGAACAAACUUGGACAAACGUACAUCGAUCACAAGCACACUACAUAGGAGGAAUUAAAUGAGUUAAUAUGAUUGCGAUUGCCAUAACAAAAAGUAAUUAGUAUUUUGUCACCAGAAUGUAUUCUUAUUUUCGGCUUAAUUCUUCUUCUGAUGAUCGAUUCAGCCUCUGAUAAAAAAGAUAGACCUUGGUUCUAUUUCAUCUCUUCAAUAAGUUUAGUAAUGAGCAUAACAGCCCUAUUGUUCCGAUGGAGAGGAGAACCUAUGAUUAGCUUUUCGGGAAAUUUCUCACUUUUUCUGGUACAUGAUGUAAAGUUGUAUAGAAACUAA
This is a messenger RNA of Spirodela intermedia, 1060 nucleotides long. Lineage: Eukaryota; Viridiplantae; Streptophyta; Magnoliopsida; Alismatales; Araceae. The record is from the annotation of a GenBank genome assembly.